UGAUAAUAAUAGUAUCUUGUGAGUAGGAGGAGGUGGGGCGCAGGAUUGGGCGUGAAGCGAGCCUUGGACUGGAUCCGAGUUGGGCGAGGAAAGGGCUGAACUUGUCCCGCCUGGAGCCCCCUCCCCAAAGACCCACCUCCUUCCUUCCUUCCUUCCCUCUUUCCCUCCCACUCACAAGCGAAGAACUUGGAGAGAGAGAGAGAGAAAGAGAAGCUGGAAGCAGAAGGACCCCUUCCUCCUCCUCCUCCUCCUUCCUGAGAAGAGCCUUGGGGCGCCUACAGCAGCGCCCCUUUGCUGGGCCGGGGUCUGCAGGAGGGGACCCCCUUUGUUUUCCCUUCCCUUCCUCCCUGCUUUGGAGGCGAAGAGCCCAAGCAAGCCUUGCACAAGCUCAGUGGAGUGAGGAGCAGAGAGGCAGGAGCCAGAGCAGCCCGGCCGGCGCCGGCAGAAUGAGCCAGCGUGGGCUCAGUGCGGCAUCUCUCCCCCUCCUUUGCUUCCUCCUCCUUUUCCUCUCUCCUCCUCCUCCUUCUUUCUGCCUUUCCUGGGGUCCGAGAUGAGCCCCCCGGGCCCGGAGGAAGCUCCUCUCUCCCGCAAGCAGCGCCUGAUGGCUGCGGUGGUGGAGGAGGAGGAAAGGCGAGAGGGAGGAAGAGCCAAUGCCUUGGGGUCUUCUCCUUCUCUUCCUUCACCUCCUUCUCUUGGAGGGUCUCCUGACUCUUGGCUGCGCUGCUUCGUCUGUGGCGGGGGGAUCCGAAGAGGCCGAGAGCUCAAGCUGCAAGUCCAGGCUCCUCGUGGCUCUUCCUCUUCAUCCUCUUCUUCCUCUCCUUUCUUCCCCUUUUUGCGGCACCAGGACCCUGCCCCGGGGGCCCAGGCGGUGAGCAGUGAGGGCACGGCUCUGGUUUGUGCCGUGUGUCGCUGCUUCCUCACCGAGCAGUGGGACGCCUUCGAAAGGAGCCGGACCCCCGUCGAGAAGCGGCUCUAUUGGCUCAAGAGGCCCCACCAAGGAGAAACCGGGCCGCCCGGAGGACCCUCAGCGGGACCCCAAGACUGGGACUUCGAAGGCGGAGGAGCAGGUGAGGAAGAGGAAGAGGAAGAAGAAGAGGAGAAAGAGGCCCCUUUCCUGGACUCGGAGCUGUCCUCGCUUUCCGAGACCGAACCGCCUUGGGACGAGCCUUGGAGCCGAGAGAGGAAGGUGGGAGCACCCCAAGACGGGCUGGUCCCCAAGAAGGAGAGGAAGAGGCCGCAACCGCUCUUGGCAGGAGAGCGAGAGCUGAGCAAGCACACCUUUGCCAAAGGAGGAAGAGGAAGAGGAGAAGGAGGAAGCCAGGUGAGCAAGGCUUCCUUCCAGGAAGAGAGUCAAGAGGUCAACAUCACGAGUGACAACGAGCACAAGGUCAUGAAUGGCUCCAGGCAUCCACCAUUGCCGUCUCUUCCUUCCUCGAUGCAAGCGUUGUCCACGUCAGGGCCAAGCGAAGUGGCCUGCUAUGUCUGUGGGACUCUCCUCCCACCGGGUGCCCGUCACCGGCUCCACGUCCAGAAGCAGGAGCAGGCCUCAGGGGCGCCUUUCUUCCCCUUCCUAUGGCUCCACAGCCCCCCGCCAGGCGCCCUGCCCAUCAGUCCCACCACCGGCACCACGGUCGCUUGUUCCGCCUGCGCCGCAUCCUUGGCACAGCAGUGGCAGGGCUUCCAAGCGGCCGGCGUGCCUGUCCUGCAGCGCCUCUAUGUGGUGCCCUUGGACCCAGCUGCCAAGCCACGGGCGGCAACCCCACGGCGAGAGGCCUGCUAUCUCUGCGGGGAGGAAUAUGCUGCCGAGGAGGGCCACCCUGUCCCAGCAAAGGUCCUCAACGGCGACACUGAGGCCACCAUGCACUUCCCCUUCCUCCGGCUCCUGCCCUGCCCACCCAACGCCAAGGGUCCCGACAAGCGCUGGGAGGUGCGCAGCUGCCCCAAGUGCUAUGGCGUCCUGCGCGACCUGUGGGCCAUGUACCGUGCCUCCCGCAAUGAGGACUUCAUCACCUCCGUCCAGAGCUUCCUGGGCAGGUAUCACCGGGUCUUUGCAAGCAUGGAGUCCGGGCACAACGCUGUCAUCACAUCCAGGCACUCUGUUUUGACCAAACAGGGCCCAGUGUCUAUUUGUUACAUUUGUGGGGCCGAAUUAGGACCACCACCAUUGGGUAAGGAGUGCCAGCUGAGUGUCAACCCUCCAGGCCGCUUUGGCGAGAAGGAGCCCUUUUUCCCCUUCCUGACGGUGUACCCACCGGCACCUCGGGCCCGUCCGGCCGACUCUACGGGCACUGUGUUGGCCUGCGUGCUGUGCCACCACGACCUGCUGGGCCAGUGGAUCCAGUACGAGAGCAGCCACGUGCCACACCCCAGCAGCCCCUGGUCCAGGCAGUACAAAGUAGAGGCCUUCGUCUGCUUCUUCUGCCGGCAAGAGAGGAAGCGGUGCCUGGGAUUAAAAGCUGUGGAGGUUGCCCGCCUGCCUGUCUUCCUUUGCUCCUUCCGGGCACCUGGUAGUCUGCUGGUGGACGACGGUAAGCGGCUGACCAUUGGAGCAUGCCCAGAGUGUGCUGCUCUGGUGCUGGCGGGCAAAGCGGCUGUGCCCCAGGACCUUUGUGCAACACCGGCGUCUCUCCAAAAGACCCCAGCAGCCUUUCCUUUGGAAGCUUCUGUGCUGAAGCUUCCUGCGAGUGAAGUCGCACCGCGCACAUCAGAGGCCACAGCGCCAGGAAACGGAUCCAUUCAGGAUUACAGGUCCGGCUUGGAUGUGGAAAGCCCAGUCCAGACAGCCACAAGCAUGAGCCAUGAGCCAAAGUCACCUUCGCUAGGGAUGCUCUCCACCGCGACCCGGACCACGGCCACCGUCAGCCCCCUGACCCCUUCUCCUCUCAAUGGCUCCCUGGUGCCCAGUGGCAGUCCGGCAGCCACCAGCACUUUGCCAGUCCAGCCCGCACCCUCCUCCAGCUUUGCUGCCGCCCUGCGCAAGCUUGCCAAACAGGCCGAGGAACCCAGAGGAUCGUCAAUAAGCAGCGAGUCUUCUCCAGUUUCCUCACCGGCCACCAACCACAGCUCCCCUGCGAGCACGCCUAAGCGAGGACCGAUGGGGCCACUCAUUGUCCCGCCGGGGGGACACACUGUGCCGAGCACGCCGCCCGUCGUGACCAUUGCACCCACCAAAACUGUGAACGGCGUCUGGAGAAGUGAAGGACGGCAGCAAGAAGCUGGGUCACGAAGCUCUGCAGGAAACAGCAGCACGAACAGGGACCGCCUGAUUGCAGAGGCGCCGGUGCCCCAGGAGAAAGCCGCUGCCCCUCCGGUUCCUUCUCACUUACUUGGGACGCCUUACUCCUUCGGGAUCCCUCCCAACUCCAUUGUGCAGGACUCCCGCUUCCCGCCUCUCAACAGCCUCCAGCGGCAUGUCCACCACGUGGUGCCUCCCAGCGCAGUCACGGAAGACUACCUGCGCAGCUUCCGGCCCUAUCAUACAGCCGAGGAGCUCCGCAUGUCCUCCUUGCCUCCCAUUGCCCUGGAUCCGGCCACUGCUGCUGCCUACUACCACCCCAGCUAUCUAGCUCACCAUCCGUUUCCUCACCCGGCCUUCAGGAUGGAUGAUUCCUACUGCCUUUCAGCUCUACGCUCGCCUUUUUAUCCGAUUCCAACUCCUGGCUCACUUCCGCCUCUGCACCCAUCAGCCAUGCACCUCCACUUGUCCGGCGUGAGGUAUCCCACCGAACUGUCUCACUCGUCUCUCUCUGCACUACAAUCUGAACGCAUAUCCAGCCUGACCGCAGAGAGAUUGCAGAUGGAUGAGGAGCUGCGGCAGCGGGAACGCGAGAAGGAAAGAGAACGAGAAGCUGAUCGCGAACGAGAGAGGGAACGGGAGAGGGAACGCGAGCGGGAAAAGGAGAUGGAACGGGAGCGAGAGAAGGAGAGGGAACGGGAGAGAGAGCGGGAGCGGGAGCUGGAACGGCAGCGGGAGAGGGCCCGGGAGAAAGAACAGAGCAUUGUCAAAGCCAUGGAAGGCCCCUUCCUUCCAGCGUUGGAGCUACAAGGGAUGAGGAGCCACCCACCGGAAGAGCGUGUCAAACCGUCUGAGCAGCUAACGCCAAACCGAGCAGAGAAGCCCAAGGAUUCUCCUGCAAUCCAGACCCUCAAACCAGUCCAGCAUCCUUUGCACCCGUCUUCUGCCUCACACCACCCAGUGCCCAGCCUCAUCCCCAACCACAGCCUCUUCCCUUUGCCCGGAAGCAGCACGGCCACAGCCCUCCUCAUCCAGCGCACCAACGAGGAAGAAAAAUGGUUGGCGCGGCAGCGGCGGUUGCGGCAGGAGAAGGAAGACCGCCAGUCCCAGGUCUCAGAGUUCCGGCAGCAAGUGCUGGAGCAGCAUUUGGAUAUUGGUCGCCCACCUGGACAGAUAGAAGUCGAGCACCGGCCAGAGAACCUCCGAUUGGGACCAAACCGCUCUGAGGCAAGUAGCCGAGACCCACCGCAGCAUUUUGGAGGUCCCCCUCCUCUCAUCUCCCCGAAGCCGCAGCACCAUCCUGUCCCCACCUCUCUCUGGAACCCUGUCUCCUUGAUUGACAACAACACCGAAUCCCGAAGGGUGCAGGAAAGCCACCCUCUCCAAAGCCAUGCCAGCCAGUUUGAGCCCAGCCGGCAAGCCAUCCCCCUGGUGAAAGUGGAGCGGGUCUAUUGUCCAGAGAAAGCAGAGGAAGGUGCCAGGAAAAAGGACGCCUUGGACAAGUAUCCGCCGACCAGAGAGCCUGGAGGUUUAGAACAUAGUGGCUUUUCCCAUGGACCCUUCUUAGCAGAACUGGAGAAGUCCACGCAAAGCAUUUUGAACCAGCAAAGGGCAGCCCAUUCACAGACUGGACCAUUAGUUGACACCUUGACCAGUAAACCCGCCUCGCCUUAUAGGCAUCCUUUACUCCGGGGCCACGACCCCAUGUAUGUUUACGAUGAAUUCUUGCAACAGCACCGCAAGCUGGUCAGCAAACUGGAUCUGGAGGAGAAGAGACGGAGGGAAGCCCAAGAGAAAGGUUACUAUUAUGAUCUAGAUGACUCCUAUGAUGAGAGCGAUGAAGAGGAAGUACGAGCCCACCUACGUUGCGUUGCAGAGCAGCCCCCUUUGAAGCUGGACACCUCUUCGGAAAAACUAGAGUUCUUGCAGCUCUUUGGGCUGACCACCCAGCAACAGAAGGAGGAAUUGCUGGUCCAGAAACGGAGGAAAAGGCGGCGAAUGCUGCGAGAAAGGAGUCCUUCCCCACCAAUUGUCCAGAAUAAACGCCGGACGCCUUCUCCACGGUUCGUGCUUUCAACACGUUACAGCCCAGAUGAGAUGAACUGCAGUCCCAACUUCGAGGAGAAAAAGAGGUUUCUCACCACAUUCAACUUAACUCACAUCACUGCUGAGAAAAGGAAAGAUAAAGAAAAACUAGUGGAAAUGUUCCAUGCCAUGAAACAAAAAAGUGCCUCCAUAGCAGCAUCAGUGAAAAGCUCCCCACAGGACAGUCCUAGCAUUGCUCAAGCUGAGCCACAAGUACAGCCAACUGUAGUGGAGUCAGACAAACCAGCCAGCAUGGCUGCCCCUUCUCUGCCAGACACCCCGAAGACCGUGGAGCCCUGCAGGACAGACCAGCUGCGGCCGCAUGAGUUCCUGAGAGCCAAGGAGCCAGUUUCGGUCUCUGUUGAGAAGCCCAAGUUGAGCGAUGGGCACGUGGCCAAGAAAAGCCUGAGCAUCCUCAAUUAUGUCCGGAGCUCUUUGCCGAAGGACGUCCCUGUGCCACUGUCACACAGCAUGAAUGGGAAGAACAAGCCAUGGGAGCCCUUCAUAGCCGAGGAGUUUGCACAUCAGUUUCACGAGUCGGUGCUGCAGUCCACACAGAAAGCACUGCAGAAACACAAAGGUAAUGCAACGGUGCACUCAGCAGAGCAGAACCAUAAGGUUGAUGCCUCCAUCCAUUAUAACAUUCCGGAAUUGCAAACCUCAAGCUGGGUGUCUCUGUCGCAGCAGAAUGGCCAGAGAGCUUCCCAGCAUAAGGGCUUCAAUCCCCCAGAAAAUGACAAGACAUCAGAUUCUGAAGAAGAGGAGGAUGAGGAAGAAGAGGAAGAGCAGCCAAGACCCAAAUGGCAUGGGAUUGAAGCCAUCUUUGAGGCUUACCAGGAACAUAUAGAAGAGCAAAACCUGGAACGGCAGGUGCUGCAAACGCAGUGCAGACGCUUGGAGGCCCAGCACUACAGUCUCAGCCUGACAGCAGAGCAGCUCUCACACACCAUGACGGAACUAAGGAACCAGAAGCAGAAGAUUGUCUCGGAAAGGGAACGACUUCAGGCCGAACUAGAUCACUUGCGAAAGUGCCUUGCGUUACCUGCAAUGCAGUGGUCUAGGAGUUAUUUCAAGGGGUAUCCCAGGUGACACUCCCUUGCACUAGGCCCAACACAUAGUAUAGAAAUAAUAAUAAUAAUAAUCUAUUUUAUUACCAGGAAUAUUUAAUAUUUUUCACUGGGAGGUUUGAAGUUUAAAAAAAUAAAAUAAAAUAAAAUGAAAGAGAAUGUGCCAUGCAUGGAGCAAAGGAUUGUGGGAUCCAGGAGAAACCCAAACCCAUCUCUUGAAAAGAUGCAACUGAAUCUUUAUACAAAUCUGCAAAUAAACCCAUUUAGAAGAAGACCUCUAGUUUUGGUGAGACAUUCAAAAGGUUGUUUUCCUUCUAUUUCCUCUCCUUCCUCGGUUUUGAAUCCAGAGGUUCCCCCAAUGACACUAACACCCGCCUCUCAUCCAUUGAAGGGGCUGGAAUCACCUUCCUUUUCGUUGCCAUAUUAGUUCAGCUGUUGUCCUUUGGGAUCUGAUCCUUCCCUUUGUUCUCCAAUACACUGUUUGUUGUCAAUCCAAGAGGACACCAAGUACACAUCAGUUUCUGUUAGAAUGAACUGGAUAUUUUGGAUACAGGAAUGAUUAUUUGCAGAUCAAUAGCAGUAGCAGACAGAAGACCGUGCCGCGUCCAAACAUGACUUCCCAUGCAUCAAUCAGCUUUUGGCUGGAAAUGCACUUCACACACAAAAAUUAAACGUGAAUGACUCAACGGAAGGUACCUUUUAUUUCUGGGGAGAGGGGAGGAUGUGCAGAAGAGGGACGAUACGGCAGACAAUACACACAGAUAACGUACCCCAAUGGGUGGUGGAAUUUUCAUACCAAGGUUUUGCAAUUAAAAGAGUUGAAAAAAAGGUGCUUCGGAGCCUUGUACUGUGUACAUAUUUAAGAUGUUUUGUAUGUUUUUAUUACUUUUUAAUUAUUGUUAUAAAAAAGCUUGCCAUUUUCAA
This is a messenger RNA of Anolis sagrei ordinatus, 7311 nucleotides long. RefSeq names its product Gse1 coiled-coil protein (gene GSE1). Lineage: Eukaryota; Metazoa; Chordata; Lepidosauria; Squamata; Anolidae. The record is from RefSeq and is a predicted model, not a curated record.